Messenger RNA from Aspergillus versicolor CBS 583.65, 970 nucleotides. Its product is annotated as acetoacetate decarboxylase family protein. The coding region runs from base 116 to 853 and encodes 245 amino acids. NCBI's taxonomy places the organism in Eukaryota, Fungi, Ascomycota, Eurotiomycetes, Eurotiales, Aspergillaceae. The record is from RefSeq and is a predicted model, not a curated record. The transcript has a single exon. Gene Ontology annotation, molecular function: lyase activity.
CUGACUGUGACUGCAUGGUCAUGACAUCACCUGCUCAACUAUUUAUACCAGAGCAAGUCGAAGAACAGUCACAGUAGUAGUUGCUAUAGUAAUCGCUGUAUUAAAUAUUAUCAAAAUGCCAUUUGGAACUCUGUCUGUAUCCAAUACCGCCAUCCCACAGUAUGCGCCGCCGUAUCCCACAGACGGCAGCGACUAUACCAGCGACACCGUCCUGACAAUCUCAUACAUAACAACAUCCCAAUGCGUGCGUGAUUUCGUCCCAGACAUGCUCGAGCUCGACGACGAGCCCGAAGUGCUGGUGAUGCUCGUCCAGCACAGAAUGACCUCGUUCGGCCCGUACAAUGAGUACGUCCACGCGGUCAAGGUCAAGUACCAGGGUCAGAAAUAUGACUACUUCCUCUCGCUGAUCCUGGAUGAUGACUCGCCGAUAUCAUGCGGUCGCGAGCAGUUCGGAUUCCCCAAGAGGCUGGGGGUUGUGAGUUUGGAGCCGAAGACUGGAACCCCCAUCACCCAUGGUGUCGUGGAGAGGCCGCCGGGGCAGAAGAUUGUGGAAGUAGGGUUCCAGCCGAAGCAUAAGGUCAAGAGUAGUCUGGAACAUACAAUUCGGGGCCUGAAUCUGCGUGUUAUCCCCUCGGUGGUGCCGGGGCAAGGGCCGUCUGUUAAGGAGCUGGUGCCCGUUGAUAUCACCAUCGAGGGCAGUGCGGUAUGGCAGGGCGAUGGGUCAGUGUGUUUCCCAGAACCAUCGCGGUUUGAUCCGAUGCAUGAAGUCAAAGUGCUUCGAUAUGAGCCGGCGACGCUGCUGCGGAAUGCGUCGCUUGCGAUACGAUGUCCGACCAAGGUGUUUCCACUUUAGUUAGUAUCCUCGGCUUUGAAUUAUAUUUUGUAAUUACUGUUUUAUUAAUUAGUUAACUAAUUGUACGAGGUGCUUAAUAAUUUAAAUAAAAGGUAGUAUUUGACCCCCACUACCUAC